Messenger RNA from Acytostelium subglobosum LB1, 1131 nucleotides. RefSeq lists its product as hypothetical. NCBI's taxonomy places the organism in Eukaryota, Evosea, Eumycetozoa, Acytosteliales, Acytosteliaceae. The transcript is spliced from 3 exons. The coding region runs from base 1 to 1131 and encodes 376 amino acids. The record is from RefSeq and is a predicted model, not a curated record.
AUGACAAAGUGCAAGGAAUAUACAUCUGACUCUAUUGAGGAUCAGACAGAGUUGAAGAAUCAAUAUGGAAACUUAUUGAAUGAUAAGGGACAGUUGAUGUUUAAGGGUUGGGCUAGACAACCAUUGAUCAAGUAUAAUCCAGAGGCAUUGGGAAGAUGGAAGAAGGCUUAUAGGUUGAAGGAGUGGAACUAUUAUUCGGUUGGAAGUGAUAGGUUCUACUUUGCAGUGGCCGCCAUUGAUUUGGGCUACGUCAUCAACUUCCAAGUGUUCUUCAUUGACUUUGUAGACAAUAAGACUGUGCAGGAUGAGGUCACAUCUUCAUCAUUGACCAAGGGUCUACUGUUACCACGUGACAGUUGUCAACAAGGAAUACACCUAGACUACAAGUCAAAGUCAUACAGUCAACACUUUGAAGUCAAUGAACGAUGUCCUGCCAACAACGAGAGCAAAGGUGUACUUGAGGUGUAUGAAGAGACCUUGGUCCACACUGUAAAGGUGACAAGCCAAAAGUUAAAGUUGGUGGCUGAGUUGACAUUCAACUUGUCUCCAAAGAGAGAGUCAGUGGUGUUGUGUACUCCAAUCGGAAAGUCCAACUUCUAUUACAACAGAAAGACUAAUCUGAUACCGGUCACUGGAAGUCUGAUGAUAGAUGGCAAAGAGUAUCUCGGUCAAUAUCAAUUGCAAGACGCAUUUGGUAUCUUGGACUGGGGUCGUGGCAUAUGGGACUACAACAGCUUCUGGAUAUGGAGCACCUGUUGGGGACACACCAACGACGGUCGUCCAAUCGGACUCAACCUGGGCACUGGCUUUGGAGAUCUGACGACACACACGGAGAAUGCCAUCAACAUGGAUGGCAUCAUCCACAAGCUCGGCCACAUCGAGUUUGAGUACAACAAGAAGGACCUGAUGGCGCCUUGGAGAUUCAUCUGUCGCCAUGGCCGCUUUGGCUCGACCUCAUCACUGUCCUUUACACCAUUCCGCAAGAAGUGGGAGAACAACAACUUUGGACUGGUCAUGUCAAGCUUCCACCAGAUCAUUGGCAAGCUGACAGGAGAGCUGAUUCUUGACUCGGGCGAGAAGGUCGAUAUCAACAUUCACUCAUUCACCGAGGUACACUUUGCCAGAUGGUAG